CAAUCGGGACGCGUUUUCGUCACAGCCUCUGUGUGUGCUUUUUGACACUAAGCGCAUGGAGUGACUGAACCGGCUCACACAAGGAAUGUCAUCUCUCUGUGUUUUGAAAGACACUAACGUUGCUAGCUAACAUAUGAUAUCUUCUGUCAUCAUGCCAGAGGACAGCAGCCACAAAUAUACCAUGGUCACUUGUACUGCACCAGUGAACAUCGCCGUUAUCAAAUACUGGGGUAAGAGGGAUGAGGAUCUUAUUCUGCCCGUGAACUCAUCGCUCAGCGUCACUCUUCACCAAGACCAGCUCAAAACUACGACUACCGUUGCAUGCUGCAGAGACUUCGUAGAGGAUCGUCUUUGGUUAAAUGGCAAAGAGGAAGAUAUCAACCAGCCCAGACUCCAGUCAUGUCUCAGAGAAAUACGAAGACUAGCCCGGAAGAGACGAAGCGAUAAGGAUUCUACUGUUGAUGUCUCUGGGUUAUCUUACAAGGUCCACAUCUGUUCCAAUAAUAAUUUUCCCACUGCAGCUGGUCUGGCAUCAUCCGCCGCUGGUUAUGCUUGCCUGGUGUACACACUGGCACGUUUAUUUGGAGUAGAGGGGGAGUUAUCCUGUGUAGCGAGACAGGGGUCAGGCAGUGCCUGCAGGAGUAUGUAUGGAGGCUUCGUCCAGUGGAAGAUGGGAGAAAGGGAGGACGGGAAAGACAGCCUAGCUGACCAGGUGGAGCCUGAGACCCACUGGCCUGAACUCAGAGUACUGGUCUUGGUGGUGAGUGCAGAGAGGAAGCCUGUCGGGAGCACUUCAGGCAUGCAAACAAGUGUGGAGACAAGCAGUCUUUUAAAGUACCGGGCAGACAGUGUCGUGCCUGGGAGGAUGGAUGAAAUGACCAGUGCCAUCAGGAGAAAGGACUUUGCCGCCUUUGCUGAACUGACCAUGAAGGACAGCAAUCAGUUCCAUGCCACCUGCCUAGACACGUACCCGCCUAUCUUCUACCUCAAUGAUGUGUCUCGUAGAGUCAUUAACCUGGUCCACCGCUAUAACCGUCAUUAUGGGGAAACAAGGGUGGCAUACACAUUUGAUGCAGGCCCAAACGCAGUCAUCUACACCUUGCAGGAUCAUGUCUCAGAAUUUGUGCAAGUGGUUUGUCACUUCUUCCCAAUGGAGUCCAAUAGAGGAAAAUUUCUCCAAGGGCUCCCUGUAGCCUCCACCACAGUCUCAGAUGAACUAAAGAAUGCCAUUGGGAUGGAGCCUGUGUCCAAUGGAAUCAGCUACAUCAUCAGCACAAAGGCUGGCCCUGGACCACGUGUUGAGGAAGACCCAAGCCUUCAUCUGCUGGACUCUGAUGGACUGCCUAAGAAGACGGUCUAAGUUAGAAGGCCUCCAGGAUGGCUAAGGGCAAUGCUGCCCCUGCAAUGACAUUAAAUGUUACAAUCAGGACAUAGAUCUAUUACUAUACAUCUAUUAUGUAUAAUCAAAUAUUGUAUCAUGUACCAUUUGUCAGCAUUCAGCCUAAGAGGUUAUUUAUUGACUACAUUUGGUGUUGUGGUAUUGCUCUAACAUUGGAUCAGUGCAUAACACAUUAUGACAUAGGCAAGACCUCGCCCCUUAAAACUAAACAUGUAUAAUGUCUAAAAUGUACGAUGAAUAUAAUUUCUUCUUGCAGUGAGGUUUUCCUUAUCUGUAGUUCACAUUCCUAUGAUGUCUUUGUGAUAUACCUAUAAAUGCUCAUUAGUGAUAGGGUGAUGCAUGAUUAUGGUUUGUUCUUGGCCAUAUAUGUAAAAGGAAUGCACAACAAUAUCAGACAAUUAGGAAAUAACUAUUUCUCAUUCAAAUAUAUAAACUGUAGAGUUGAACAGAAAGUAAAUACAUCUCACAUUGGCAGAGAUGGUCAGUUAUAUUUUGGUUUAUUAAAAUGACCCUUCACAAGGAACUGAGCUAUUUAUAUAUUCUUACAUUUUGUAAAUGACAGCUCAUAAACAUAAACACAUACAGUGUUUUAAAAUGGUUCUGAAUCAAGCAAAUAGAGUCACUUUUAAUGAUGUGUCUCAGUUAUCCACGCAUUUGAAGAUAUGAUUUGGGGUACUUUCUUCAUGAAAAACAUUUAAUUUCAGUGGUUACCAGCAGCUGCUGUUAUCUGAUUACCAGAAUGAUACAUAAUUAGUCUGUUUUUUUAGAAGCCAGGUAAUACUUUCUUUAUUCUAAUGUAAAUGUGAUGUGUAUUAGAUGUAAUUAACACCAUUAAUCCGUAGGGAGUUUGUAAAGGGAUAUUAGCUAAAUUUGUGUAGGGCUUCGUGGACGAUUAAAGGGUUGGUUACCACAUACAAACACAUUGAGGACAAAGUGUCAGUCUUUUAGCAAUAUUUUCAUGGUGGUCAAAGUUCUAUCAAUGUAUUUCAGGUAUUGUGAUGACUAAAGGUGAGACCAUCUGGACACACAGGAAUUAAUUAAUGAAAAAUAGAAUUUUCAAUGCAUACUGCCGACAUCAUCUUGGACAUUUUAAUAUCAAGUAAUACAUGUUUUAAUAUAUGCACACCUUUAGUAAAACUGGGACAAGGUGUACAUUUUACAUGCACAUUUCAAGAUAUAUUUUGUACUUGUACUACAAUAUUUCUGUAUCAGACUGUUCAUGAUGUGCUUUGUAUUAAAGUAUAUUUUGGAUCAUA
Clupea harengus (Atlantic herring) is the source of this 2655-nucleotide messenger RNA. RefSeq names its product mevalonate (diphospho) decarboxylase a (gene mvda). The record is from RefSeq and is a predicted model, not a curated record. Gene Ontology annotation, molecular function: diphosphomevalonate decarboxylase activity. Gene Ontology annotation, biological process: isopentenyl diphosphate biosynthetic process, mevalonate pathway; isoprenoid biosynthetic process. Lineage: Eukaryota; Metazoa; Chordata; Actinopteri; Clupeiformes; Clupeidae. Gene Ontology annotation, cellular component: cytosol.